AUGUCGGCUCCGAUGUCGGCUCCGUCCAUCGUCCCGCGAUGUCCGGAUCGCGUCUCGCGUCGUCCGCAUCGGCCGUGCAUCCGCGUCGGUUUCUCCGUCAAGGGAGAACCCGACACGCCCUCGCGCGAAGAGCUCGGGUGGCGAUGCCCCCCCGGCCUGCCCCCCAAGGCGUGGUCCACCCGGUUCCACGUCCUCGCGGACAUGAUCGCAUCGACCGACGCAUUCGCAUCGUCGUCGUCGUCAUCGAAGGUCGUCGCCGACCUGGGAUGCGGCCACGGCAUGCUCGCGCUGGGUCUCGCCGCGUCCGGGAGGGUGAGCAGGGCCAUCGCCAUCGACGUCUCCCCGGACGAGAUCGAGGUCGCGAACGCCAAGGCGGCGCGGGCGAACGAGGCCGUCGCGGAGUUACUCGGAGCGACGUCGCCGCUGCCCGUCGACGUGCGCCUCGGCGACGGCGCGCGCGCGCUCGUCCCGGAGGACGCCGCGGACGUCGUGUGCGUCGCGGGCGUCGGCGGUCGGACGAUGAUCAAGAUGCUAAAAGCCGCCGGGCUCGACAAACCCAAACCUACCGGCGUUCGCACCGACGGGGGUGCCGACGGGGGUGCCGACGGGGGUGCCGACGCGUGCGCGGGGGUGACCGCGCUGGUGCUGAACCCGCCCGCGACGGACGUUCCAAGUGUUCGCGCGUGGCUCAUCGAGACGAACGCGUGGAUCGUUCGCGACGAGCGACUCGUCGUCGAGAACGAGCAGAUGCACGCGAUGGUCGCGGCGACCAGGCGCGACGUUUCAGAUCUCCUCGAGGCACCGGUCCCGGCGGCGAGCGAUGCGCCGGUUCGGGUCGUGGAACGUGAACCGGCGCACGACGCGGACGACGACGCGCGUUGGGGCGGCGAUGGGAGCUGCGCGGGGGGCGGUGGCGAGUUCGCCGUCGUCGCCGACGUUCACGUGGGCCCCGUCCUUCGGGUCGUCAAACCCAAAAUCCUGGGUCUGUACCUCCGAAACCGGGUGGAGUACUUCGAGAACCGACGCCGCGGCGCGCUGGACGAACUGAGGAGGUGUCAGGAGGCGGAGGCGAGGUCGCCGGCGGUGGAGUGUUCGCUCGCGCUGAGCUCGGAGGAUGAGGACGCGGCGAGUUUUUUGGUCGAGGCGCGCGCUCGGCGGCGGCGGGCGCAGGCGGAGGUGACGCGCCUGUCGAAGAUCGUCGGGGUGAUGUCGACGGUGCUCGGGGAGGUGAACAUGAAGGCGCUGGAGGAGGCCGGGCUCGGCGGGACCCUGGACCUGCCCCAGGCGAGGUAG
Molecule: messenger RNA, 1293 nt
Organism: Micromonas commoda
Lineage: Eukaryota; Viridiplantae; Chlorophyta; Mamiellophyceae; Mamiellales; Mamiellaceae
Exons: 1
Coding region: 1-1293 (430 amino acids)
Source: RefSeq, a predicted model, not a curated record